UCUACCCAACAGAGACGAAACUAUAUGGGGUCUGUAAUCAGUAAACUUAAGGCAACAGAAAAUCUUCACUUGUCAAGGUCAUUAUCUGUAGUUGGUAAAGCUACGAUCUUAAAUUCGUUACUCCUUUCAGAAUGCUGGUAUCUACUCAGGGUCACACCACUGACCAAGCAUGAUUUGUCUCAGAUUACAUCCGUCGCUAUACAAUUCUGCCGAUCGAAUAUCUUUCCCGUCAUA
This is a messenger RNA of Mucor mucedo, 234 nucleotides long. RefSeq lists its product as uncharacterized. Lineage: Eukaryota; Fungi; Mucoromycota; Mucoromycetes; Mucorales; Mucoraceae. The annotation marks the transcript as partial. The transcript has a single exon. The record is from RefSeq and is a predicted model, not a curated record.